This is a messenger RNA of Mercurialis annua (annual mercury), 1083 nucleotides long. Its product is annotated as NAC domain-containing protein 89-like. Gene Ontology annotation, molecular function: DNA binding. The transcript has 4 exons. Lineage: Eukaryota; Viridiplantae; Streptophyta; Magnoliopsida; Malpighiales; Euphorbiaceae. Bases 1 to 1083 code for a protein of 360 amino acids. Gene Ontology annotation, biological process: regulation of DNA-templated transcription. The record is from RefSeq and is a predicted model, not a curated record.
AUGUUGCCUGGAUUUAGAUUUAACCCUACUGAUCAAGAACUUGUGGGCUUCUAUCUUCUCCACAUCAACAACCGUCAAGAUUCUGCUAGGGAGUUUCCUGUUCCAUUCUGCAAUUUCUACGGUGACGAAGAGCCUUGGGAGAUUUGGAAAAGAUUCGGUGGAGAGCAGAAGAAUAAUCUUGAACGUCUUUUCUUCCACACCAAGCUAAAGAAGAAGGCUACGAGGGGCACCGGCACCAACAUUGAUCGCAAGUUUGGUUCUGGAGGCGGAGGAUGGCACGGUGCGACUUCCGGUGAGAAAUCACCCAUUCAUGUUUCUGAUUUAGUAGGCUACAAGAAGAGUUUCAGUUAUUGGAACAAAUCGAGACCGGACCAAGACCGGUGUUGGAUCAUGACGGAGUACAGUGUGGAGGGAAGGGGCUGGGAUUUUGUGAUUUGUGAACUGAAACCUGGCAGAAAACAGACGGAGAAAAGAAAGCAGGAGGCUGCGGUACUUGAGAGUGGAGAGAAACGAUGCCGGAUUGAACAACACAAUGGAGAGGCUGUUGCGACUCUAACUGAUGAAGACAAAGGAUGCAGGAUUGAAGCUGAGGGUGGAGUUUAUUUGGAAGAGGGUGGAGUACAUGCAAAUUAUUAUGAUGAUAAGGGGUUAGCUCCACGUGGAAGCAAUGAAGAAUUUGCAGUUGAAGAUGUACUCUCAUCUUUCUGGGAUUAUCUGCAUGACGGUCACAAUUCUGAGGUGAUUAGGGUAUAUUCGAGUAUCCUGCUUGCAAAUUUAGAUGCGUUUUCGGUUCUUUCAAUUCCCAAAGACUCUAAAUUUACUAGGCAGAGGAUUCAUAGAAGUAGUAACACCCAAGAAAAAUUAUAUCACUUCUUCCAAGCCGCUGUUGCUUUGUCUGAGCCGUUGCUGCCUUCUUCAGAGCCGCUGCCGCCUUCGGCAUAUCCUGAGAAUGGAGAAGAUGCAUUGGAAUGGGAACACCAACAAGUAGAUAGACUAAGACGAAGUCCUUUACUUUCUUGGAGAACUUCCUACCCUUCCCGCGCGCGAAGCAUCUUGAUGAAUUGCUCAAUUCUGAGGUGGUGA